AUGGCGCCAAAAGUUGACACAGAGGACAGACAAAUCCUCAGACCACAGAGGACUAUGACAAUCUGUCAAAUCUUUUUCUUUAAAAGUGAAAUAGGUUUUGAGUUUUGGAAUAGAGAUGUCGCCCCGGAGUCCAAAGCGAAAACUCAGUCUAGGUCCUCGGAUAGGAUCACUGUCUCUUCCACCAACGUUCUCAAACGCAAGUUUGAUUCCUUGAUCGAUAGAUCCAUCUCGGAUCUGAAAGUUAAAGAUUCGUGGUUUGCCAAUUUAACAGAUCAUGUUUUCCCACGGGACAUUAAACAUUUACUUAGUCUUGGUCCCAAAUUUGCCCAUUCUGUCCCCUCUAAUAUGUUGUCAAUUAAAUCUUUAUUGGCUGACUCCGAGUAUCUUGUGAGGUUGGCUCCACAGGAAUCGCAGGACUUACUCCGGGCUAAAUCUACCAAUGCCAUCACCCAUUUCGUCCACCAGGCUUGGAAGCAGAAUAACCCACAAUACGGACUCUUUUGCAAGACGAAAAGGUUCCUGAAGGACAAUGAUGACAUCGUCAUAACGAUGGCAGAUAAGGGCAAUGUCACGGUAGCCAUCACAAAGCAACAAUAUGAAGAGAAGCUCUUGAAUAUCGUCGAGGACACCAACGUUUAUAAGAAAUUAAACUCAGACCCCACAUCGAGGUAUCAGACAAGGAACAACAGCCUUGUCAAGGAUCUCAAAGACCAAGCAUACAUCAGUGCCACCACGGCGAGACAAUUGAAUAACUACAAAGGCAUUUCCCCCACUAUCUACGGUCUACCAAAGAUCCAUAAAGAGGGAACUCCUCUCAGACCUAUCGUCUCCACCAUUAAAUCCCCAACAAGUGAACUUAGCAAGUUUGUCGCCGACAUCCUCAAGUCAGCUUUCAAGGACGACUUCCACACUUGGGCAGUCAAGGAUUCUUUCGAUUUUGCGGAGAAGGUCAACAAUUUGCAGAUUCCUCCAGACCAUGAGAUCCUUUCGUUGGAUGUGAUCAGUCUUUCCACCAAUAUUUCCUGGGAGUUAACGGAGAAGAUAAUAGUAGACAAUUGGAGCAGGAUUGAGGCCGUCACGAACAUUCCUAGGCCUAAAUUUGUUAACCUAUUGAAGUUCCUGUUCGAUUCCAACUAUUUCAAAUAUAAAGGCGAAUUUUACUCUCAAAUCUUUGGGUGCCCAAUGGGCAGCAUCCUCAGCCCAACUUUGGCAGCUCUGGUGAUGACGGUGUUGAUCGGUUACUGCCUUGGCAAACUAUCUUUCAUUCCAGCAUUCUUGUUCCAGUAUGUUGAUGACAUUAUAUUGGCCAUUCCUUCAAAUAUGAAAGAAGAACUCCUAAGGAUCUUCAACUCCUUCAACCCACAUAUACAGUUUACCAUAGAAGAAGAGAAAGACAGAUUUGUCCCAUUCCUGGAUACCAAAGUGAUACGUUCUGAGGGCAACACAGUAAAGCUGGAUUGGUACAGAAAGCCGACCAGCUCAGGAAGAUAUGUCCACUUCAAUUCAAGCCAUGAUUGGCAAAUGAAAAUCAACGUUGUUAACAACCUAAAGAACAGAAUAAUAGGCCUUACUCACAUGGAUUUCAAACAGAGUGCUCUGAACAGAUUAUAUGACAUCCUAAAAGAUAAUGGAUAUCCCCACGGCCUGCUUAAGAAGUUGAUAUUCUCGACAUCCAAUCGACGGAUCUCACCUGAUCCUCCUGAACAUCCUCCUACUACACUGCCUCAACAAAGACAGGACGCUCCCCACGAGAGCUCACAUCAACGUGAAAAUUGCCAGAUAUAA
Coccinella septempunctata (seven-spotted ladybird) is the source of this 1785-nucleotide messenger RNA. RefSeq lists its product as uncharacterized. The record is from RefSeq and is a predicted model, not a curated record. Bases 1 to 1785 code for a protein of 594 amino acids. The transcript has 3 exons. NCBI's taxonomy places the organism in Eukaryota, Metazoa, Arthropoda, Insecta, Coleoptera, Coccinellidae.